GGCCGGGACCGCCCCGCCAGAGACCCACCGUUCCCCGCGCCGCUUCCCCCCGCCGGCCCCUCUUUUGUCUCCUACCCGCGGGUUGCAGGCCGAGUUUGGGGAGGCAGAGGGGGAAAGGCGCUCCGGGGACGCUUAUGGAAUCCUUAAAUGGGAAAGGCGCUCACCUCCCCGCCCCGGAGCGGCGAGGCUGAUAUUCGUGAUUUGGCUGCAGACGCUGUGGCGAGGAACGGGGUAGAACAAAACUUAUGGAAAUAUGCAUCAGCUUAAUACUGUCUUGGAAUUCAUGAGAUGGAAGCAUAGGUCAAAGCUGUUCGGAGAAAAUUGGAAGUAAAGUUUUAACUAGCCACAUCUUGGAGGAGUCGGGAGAAAGCAGUGGGAGUUGAAGUCAUUGUCAAGUGCUUGCGAUCUUUUACAAGAAAAUCUCACUGAAUGAUAGUCAUUUAAAUUAGUGAAGUAGCAAGACCAGUUAUUAAAGGUGACAGUAUACAGGAAACACUGCAAUUGAACAAUGACUCAGCUAUAUAUUUACAUCAGUUUAUUGGGAGCCUAUCUGUUCAUCAUUUCUCGUGUUCAAGGACAGAAUCUAGACAGUAUGCUCCAUGGCACUGGGAUGAAAUCAGACUCCGACCAGAAGAAGUCAGAAAAUGGAGUAACCUUGGCACCGGAGGAUACCUUGCCUUUUUUAAAGUGCUAUUGCUCAGGGCACUGCCCGGAUGAUGCUAUUAAUAACACCUGCAUAACUAAUGGACAUUGCUUUGCCAUCAUAGAAGAAGAUGACCAGGGAGAAACCACAUUAGCUUCAGGGUGUAUGAAAUAUGAAGGAUCUGAUUUUCAGUGCAAAGAUUCUCCGAAAGCCCAGCUACGCCGGACAAUAGAGUGUUGUCGGACCAAUUUGUGUAACCAGUAUUUGCAACCCACACUGCCCCCUGUUGUCAUAGGUCCAUUUUUUGAUGGCAGCAUUCGGUGGCUGGUUUUGCUCAUUUCUAUGGCUGUCUGCAUAAUUGCUAUGAUCAUCUUCUCCAGCUGCUUUUGUUACAAACAUUAUUGCAAGAGCAUCUCAAGCAGACGUCGUUACAAUCGUGAUUUGGAACAGGAUGAAGCAUUUAUUCCAGUUGGAGAAUCACUAAAAGACCUUAUUGAUCAGUCACAAAGUUCUGGUAGUGGGUCUGGACUACCUUUAUUGGUUCAGCGAACUAUUGCCAAACAGAUUCAGAUGGUCCGGCAAGUUGGUAAAGGCCGAUAUGGAGAGGUAUGGAUGGGUAAAUGGCGUGGCGAAAAAGUGGCUGUCAAAGUAUUUUUUACCACUGAAGAAGCCAGCUGGUUUCGAGAAACAGAAAUCUACCAAACUGUGCUAAUGCGCCAUGAAAACAUACUUGGUUUCAUAGCAGCAGACAUUAAAGGUACAGGUUCCUGGACUCAGCUCUAUUUGAUUACUGAUUACCAUGAAAAUGGGUCUCUCUAUGACUUCCUGAAAUGUGCUACACUGGACACCAGAGCCCUGCUCAAAUUGGCUUAUUCAGCUGCUUGUGGUCUGUGCCACCUGCACACAGAAAUUUAUGGUACCCAAGGAAAGCCUGCAAUUGCUCAUCGAGACCUGAAGAGCAAAAACAUCCUCAUCAAGAAAAAUGGGAGUUGCUGUAUUGCUGACCUGGGCCUUGCUGUUAAAUUCAACAGUGACACAAAUGAAGUUGAUGUGCCUUUGAAUACCAGGGUGGGCACCAAACGCUACAUGGCUCCAGAAGUACUGGAUGAAAGCCUGAACAAAAACCACUUCCAGCCCUACAUCAUGGCUGACAUCUACAGCUUUGGCCUGAUCAUUUGGGAGAUGGCUCGUCGUUGUAUCACAGGAGGGAUCGUGGAAGAGUACCAAUUGCCAUAUUACAACAUGGUACCGAGUGAUCCGUCAUAUGAAGAUAUGCGUGAGGUUGUGUGUGUCAAACGUUUGCGGCCAAUUGUGUCUAAUCGGUGGAACAGUGAUGAAUGUCUACGCGCAGUUUUGAAGCUAAUGUCAGAGUGCUGGGCCCACAAUCCAGCCUCCAGACUCACAGCAUUGAGAAUCAAGAAGACACUUGCCAAGAUGGUUGAAUCCCAAGAUGUAAAAAUCUGAUGGUUAAACCACCGGAGGAGAAACUCUAGACUGCAAGAAAUGUUUUUACCCAUAGAAUGGAUGGAAUUAGAGUGAAAUAAGGAUGUUAACUUGGUUCUCUGACUCUUCACUAUGUGUUCACAGGCUGCUAAUAUUAAACCUUUCAGUACUCUUCUUAGAAUACAAGCUGGGAACUUCUAAAUACUUCAUUCUUUAUAUAUGGACAGCUUUUAAAUGUGGUUUUUGAUGCCUUUUUAAAAAUGGGUUUUUAUGAACUGCAUCAAGACUUCAAUCCUGAUUAAUGUCUCCAGUCAAUCUCUGGGUACUGAAUUGCCUGUUCAUAAAACAGUGCUUUCUGUGAAAGCCUUAAGAAGAUAAAUGAGCGCAGCAAAGAUGGAGAAACAGACUUUGCCUUCUACCUGAGAUAUUCAGCACGUUUGUAUUCUACCUUUGUAAAACAGCCUAUAGAUGAUGAUGUGUUUGGGAUACUGCUCAGUUUAUGAUAGUUUGUCCUGCCUUCCUUAAUGAUGUGUGUGUGUGCAUGCACAUGCACGACAGGAUUCCUCUGCUGCCAUCUGAAUUAGUAGAAAAUAAUUUAUAUGCAUGCACAGGAAGAUAUUGGUGGCCGGUGGUUUUGUGCUUUAAAAAUUGCAAUAUCUGACCAAGAUUCGCCAAUCUCAUACAAGCCAUUUACCUUAAAGUGAUAGCUUCCCCACUAGCUUUAUUUUUUAACGUGAAAGGAUACAAAGGCCAAAAGACGUUUAAAGCAUCUAUAAAUCUGGACUGUUUUCCUUAUACCACCAUUUUUUUUGGUAGUUAUUGUUUUUGUCAUGGAAAGCAUCCUCUCCAAAGUUGGAAUUUCCAAUGCCAUGAACCAUGCUUACAAAGAAAGCACUUCUUACUGAAGUGAAUUCCUGCAUUUGAUAGCAAUGUAAGUGCCUAUAACCAUGCUCUGUAUUCUUUAUUCUCAGUAACUUUUAAAAGGGAAGUUAUUUAUAUUUUGUAUAUAAUGUGCUUUAUUUGCAAAUCACCCACUCCUUUAUAACCAUACUUUAUAUAUGUACAUACAUUCAUACUGUAGAAGCCAGCUCAUGUGUACCUCACAUCCCAUCCUUAAGGGAAGGAAUGUUAUAAAGUAGAACUAAAUAUGAAUUUUGAGAAUUAAUGCAUUCAAAGUAAUAUAUCAUCAAAUCCAGGACUUUGUUAACUUCAGGCAAAAACUUCAUUAGGGUAAUAUCAUCUCAGUUUUUCUAAAUGAAAGGAUUCUCUAAUUAGAAAUUCAUAUGUCAGAGCUGUUAUAAAUUUAUCAACUGUUAAAUAUGUCUUGAGAUUUUUUGUUUUUUGAUUUCUGUUUCCUAACUUGUGAAGACAAUGAAAAAUCAGGCAGAAAUAUUUAGUAUCUAGUCAGUAUCUGUAGUUACACUGUAUAACUGUUCUUCAAUAAAAUGGUACAUAUUUUA
Messenger RNA from Callithrix jacchus (white-tufted-ear marmoset), 3546 nucleotides. The record is from RefSeq and is a predicted model, not a curated record. Lineage: Eukaryota; Metazoa; Chordata; Mammalia; Primates; Cebidae.